AUGGGGAAGAAGUGGAGAGACGCGGCCGAAAUGGAGCGGGGCUGCUCGGACCGCGAGGACAGCGCGGAGAGACGCAGGCGCAGCCGGAGCGCCAGCCGGGGCAGGUUUGCCGAGUCGUGGAAAAGGUUAAGUUCCAAGCAGGGAUCCACCAAGCGCUCGGGACUCCCGUCGCAGCAGACGCCGGCUCAGAAGUCCUGGAUAGAAAGAGCGUUUUAUAAAAGAGAAUGUGUUCACAUCAUACCCAGCACCAAAGACCCCCAUAGGUGUUGCUGCGGGCGUUUAAUAGGCCAGCAUGUCGGCCUCACUCCCAGUAUCUCAGUUCUUCAGAAUGAGAAAAAUGAAACUCGCCUCUCCCGAAAUGACAUCCAGUCUGAGAAGUGGUCCAUCAGCAAGCACACUCAACUCAGCCCCACAGAUGCUUUUGGGACAAUUGAGUUCCAAGGAGGCGGCCAUUCCAACAAAGCCAUGUACGUACGAGUAUCUUUCGAUACAAAACCUGAUCUCCUCCUACACCUGAUGACCAAGGAAUGGCAGUUGGAGCUUCCCAAGCUUCUCAUCUCAGUUCAUGGGGGCCUACAGAACUUUGAACUCCAGCCAAAACUCAAGCAAGUCUUUGGGAAAGGUCUCAUCAAAGCAGCCAUGACAACUGGAGCGUGGAUAUUCACUGGAGGUGUUAACACAGGUGUUAUUCGUCAUGUUGGAGAUGCCUUGAAGGACCAUGCAUCUAAGUCUCGAGGGAAGAUAUGUACCAUAGGUAUCGCCCCUUGGGGAAUUGUGGAAAACCAGGAGGACCUGAUUGGAAGAGAUGUUGUCCGGCCAUAUCAGACCAUGUCCAAUCCCAUGAGCAAGCUCACUGUUCUCAACAGCAUGCAUUCUCACUUCAUUCUGGCUGACAAUGGGACCACCGGAAAGUACGGAGCAGAGGUGAAACUUAGGAGACAACUGGAAAAGCAUAUUUCACUCCAGAAGAUAAACACAAGAAUCGGUCAAGGCGUUCCAGUGGUGGCACUCAUUGUGGAAGGAGGACCCAAUGUGAUCUCAAUUGUCUUGGAAUACCUUCGAGAUACCCCUCCUGUGCCAGUUGUUGUGUGUGAUGGGAGUGGACGGGCAUCCGACAUCCUGGCAUUUGGGCAUAAAUAUUCAGAAGAAGGCGGACUUAUAAACGAAUCUUUGAGAGACCAGCUAUUGGUGACCAUCCAGAAGACUUUCACAUACACUCGAACCCAAGCUCAGCACCUGUUCAUCAUCCUCAUGGAGUGCAUGAAGAAGAAGGAAUUGAUUACGGUAUUUCGGAUGGGAUCAGAAGGACACCAGGACAUUGAUUUAGCCAUCCUGACAGCUUUGCUUAAAGGAGCCAAUGCCUCGGCCCCAGACCAACUGAGCUUAGCUUUAGCCUGGAACAGAGUCGACAUCGCCCGCAGCCAGAUCUUUAUUUAUGGGCAACAGUGGCCGGUGGGGUCUCUGGAGCAAGCCAUGUUGGAUGCCCUAGUUCUGGACAGAGUGGAUUUUGUGAAAUUACUCAUAGAGAAUGGAGUAAGCAUGCACCGUUUUCUCACCAUCUCCAGACUAGAGGAAUUGUACAAUACGAGACAUGGGCCCUCAAACACAUUGUACCACUUGGUCAGGGAUGUCAAAAAGCGAGAAUAUCCAGGUUUCGGUUGGAUCUAUUUUAAGGGGAACCUGCCCCCAGACUACAGAAUCAGCCUGAUAGACAUCGGCCUGGUGAUCGAGUACCUGAUGGGAGGGGCUUAUCGCUGCAACUACACGCGCAAGCGCUUCCGGACACUCUACCACAAUCUCUUUGGCCCCAAGAGGCCCAAAGCCUUGAAACUGCUGGGAAUGGAGGAUGAUGUUCCCUUGAGGCGAGGAAGAAAGACAACCAAGAAGCGUGAAGAAGAGGUGGACAUUGACUUGGAUGACCCUGAGAUCAACCACUUCCCUUUCCCUUUUCAUGAGCUGAUGGUGUGGGCCGUCCUGAUGAAGCGGCAGAAGAUGGCCCUGUUCUUCUGGCAGCACGGAGAGGAGGCCAUGGCCAAGGCCCUGGUGGCCUGUAAGCUCUGCAAAGCCAUGGCCCACGAGGCUUCCGAGAACGACAUGGUUGAUGACAUCUCCCAGGAGCUGAACCACAACUCCAGGGACUUUGGCCAGCUGGCCGUGGAGCUCCUGGACCAGUCCUACAAGCAGGAUGAGCAGCUGGCCAUGAAACUGCUGACGUAUGAGCUGAAGAACUGGAGCAACGCCACAUGCCUGCAGCUCGCUGUAGCUGCCAAGCACCGUGACUUCAUCGCACACACAUGCAGCCAGAUGUUGCUCACGGACAUGUGGAUGGGCCGGCUCCGGAUGCGCAAGAACUCAGGCCUCAAGGUCAUUCUGGGAAUUCUACUUCCUCCUUCAAUUCUCAGCUUGGAGUUCAAGAACAAAGAUGACAUGCCCUAUAUGACUCAGGCCCAGGAAAUUCACCUCCAAGAGAAGGAGCAAGAAGAACCAGAGAAGCCCACGAAGGAAAAAGACGAAGAGGACAUGGAACUGACAGCAAUGUUGGGACGAAACAACGGGGAGUCCUCCAGGAAGAAGGAUGAAGAGGAAGUUCAGAGCAGACACCGGUUAAUCCCCCUGGGCAGAAAAAUCUAUGAAUUCUACAAUGCACCCAUUGUGAAGUUCUGGUUCUACACUCUGGCGUACAUCGGAUACUUGAUGCUCUUCAACUAUAUCGUGUUAGUGAAGAUGGAGCGCUGGCCUUCCACCCAGGAAUGGAUCGUCAUUUCCUAUAUUUUCACCCUGGGAAUAGAAAAGAUGAGAGAGAUUUUGAUGUCAGAGCCAGGGAAAUUGCUACAAAAAGUAAAGGUGUGGCUGCAAGAGUACUGGAAUGUCACAGACCUCAUAGCCAUCCUUCUGUUCUCUGUUGGAAUGAUCCUUCGUCUCCAAGACCAGCCCUUCAGGAGUGACGGGAGGGUCAUCUAUUGUGUGAACAUCAUUUAUUGGUACAUUCGUCUGUUAGACAUCUUUGGCGUGAACAAGUAUUUGGGCCCAUAUGUAAUGAUGAUUGGAAAAAUGAUGAUAGACAUGAUGUACUUUGUCAUCAUUAUGCUGGUGGUGCUGAUGAGUUUUGGGGUCGCCAGGCAAGCCAUUCUGUUUCCCAACGAGGAGCCAUCAUGGAAAUUGGCCAAGAACAUCUUCUACAUGCCCUAUUGGAUGAUUUAUGGGGAAGUGUUUGCAGACCAGAUAGACCCUCCCUGUGGACAGAAUGAGACUCGAGAGGAUGGUAAAAUAAUCCAACUGCCUCCCUGCAAGACAGGAGACUGGAUCGUGCCAGCCAUCAUGGCCUGCUACCUCCUGGUGGCAAACAUCCUGCUGGUCAACCUCCUCAUCGCUGUCUUUAACAAUACAUUUUUUGAGGUAAAAUCAAUAUCCAACCAAGUGUGGAAGUUUCAGAGGUAUCAGCUCAUCAUGACUUUCCAUGAAAGGCCCGUUCUGCCCCCACCUCUGAUCAUAUUCAGCCACAUGACCAUGAUAUUCCAGCACCUGUGUUGCCGAUGGAGAAAACACGAGAGUGACCCAGAUGAAAGGGACUAUGGCCUGAAGCUCUUCAUAACUGAUGAUGAGCUCAAGAAAGUACAUGAUUUUGAAGAGCAGUGCAUAGAGGAAUAUUUCAGAGAAAAGGAUGACCGAUUCAACUCGUCCAAUGAUGAGAGGAUACGAGUGACUUCAGAAAGGGUGGAGAACAUGUCCAUGCGGCUGGAGGAAGUCAACGAGAGGCAACACUGCACGAGGGCCUUGCUCCAGACCAUGGACAUCCGGCUGGUGCAGCUCGAGGACCUCAUCGGGCGCAUGGCUACAGCCCUGGAGCGCCUGACGGGUCUGGAGCGGGCCGAGUCCAACAAAAUCCGCUCGCGGACCUCCUCAGACUGCACAGACGCAGCCUACAUUGUCCGCCAGAGCAGCUUCAACAGCCAGGAGGGGAACACCUUCAAGCUCCAAGAGAGUAUAGAUCCUGCAGGUGAGGAGACCUUGUCCCCAACUUCUCCAACCCUAAUGCCCCGUAUGCGAAGCCAUUCUUUCUAUUCAGUCAGUGUGAAAGACAAAGGUGGGAUAGAAAAGUUGGAGAGUCUUUUUAAAGAAAGGUCCCUGAGCCUGCACCGGGCUACUAGUUCCCACUCUGUAGCAAAAGAAUCCAAAGCGCCUGCAGCCCCUGCAAACACCCUGGCCGUUGUUCCUGAUUCCAGGAGACCUUCUUCAUGUAUAGACAUCUACGUCUCUGCCAUGGAUGAGCUGCACUGUGAUAUAGACCCUCUGGACAAUUCCAUGAACAUCCUUGGGCUGGGAGAGCCCAGCUUUGUGGCUCCAGUACCUUCCACAGCUCCUUCAAGCCGUGCCUGUGCAACUCUUGCACCCACAGACAGACCUCCAAGCCGGAAUAUUGAUUUCGAGGACAUCACCUCCAUGGACACUAAAUCUUUGUCUUCAGACUGUACCCACCACCCGGAAUGCCACAACCUGUGGGACACUGACCCUCCAAUGUACCACACCAUCGAGCGUUCCAAAAGUAGCCGCUACCUAGCCACCACCCCCUUCCUUCUAGAAGAGGCCCCCAUCGUGAAAUCUCACAGUUUUAUGAUUUCUCCCUUGCGGAGCUAUUAUGCCAACAUUGGGGUGCCUGUGAAAACAGCAGAAUACACGAGUAUUACAGACUGUAUUGACACAAGGUGUGUCAACGCCCCUCAAGUGGUUGCUGACAGAGCCACCUUCCCGGGAGGUCUUGGAGGAAAAGCGGAGGACUCAUCAUGCUGCCAUCCCGAACGAGAAGCAGAACUGAGUCACCCCAGCUCUGACAGUGAGGAGAAUGAGGCCAAGGGCCGAAGAGCCGCCAGUGCAAUGCGCCCCCAGGAGGGUGAUAAUUCAGGCAGAACCCUGUCCAACAACGUCACAGUUCCCAAGCUAGAGCGCGCCAGCAGCUACUCGGUAGAGGAGCCACGUCUGCCACAUGCACACGCCAGGAAGAGCUUCUCCAUCAGCGACAAGCUCGACAGGCAGCGGAGUGCAGCAAGCCUGAGAGAUUCCUUCCAGAGGAGUAAGUCCUCCAGGCCAGAGGGCCGAGGGGACAGUCUGUCCAUGAGGAGCCUCUCCAGAACAUCCGCUUUCCACAGCUUUGAAAGCAAACACAACUAA
Mesoplodon densirostris (Blainville's beaked whale) is the source of this 5166-nucleotide messenger RNA. It is a transcript of the gene TRPM3, whose product is annotated as transient receptor potential cation channel subfamily M member 3. Gene Ontology annotation, molecular function: monoatomic cation channel activity. The transcript has 26 exons. NCBI's taxonomy places the organism in Eukaryota, Metazoa, Chordata, Mammalia, Artiodactyla, Ziphiidae. The record is from RefSeq and is a predicted model, not a curated record. Gene Ontology annotation, cellular component: membrane. Gene Ontology annotation, biological process: protein tetramerization; monoatomic cation transmembrane transport. Bases 1 to 5166 code for a protein of 1721 amino acids.